This is a messenger RNA of Lonchura striata (white-rumped munia), 572 nucleotides long. It is a transcript of the gene ATOX1, whose product is annotated as antioxidant 1 copper chaperone. Gene Ontology annotation, cellular component: cytosol. The record is from RefSeq and is a predicted model, not a curated record. Gene Ontology annotation, molecular function: metal ion binding; copper chaperone activity. Gene Ontology annotation, biological process: copper ion transport. Lineage: Eukaryota; Metazoa; Chordata; Aves; Passeriformes; Estrildidae.
GCCCCUUCCUCCGCGCCGCGCCCGCCGCCGCGCCCGCGGAUCCGGGAUCGCGGAUCCGGGAUCGGGGAUCCGGGAUCGCGGAGCCGGGAUCGGGGAUCGGGGAUCGGGGAGCGCGGCUCCGCCAUGCCGAAACACGAGUUCUUCGUGGACAUGACCUGUGAGGGCUGUUCCAAUGCGGUCACCCGUGUCCUGCACAGGCUGGGAGGUGUCAAUUUUGAUAUUGACCUGCCCAACAAGAAGGUGUAUAUUGACUCGGAGCACAACGUUGACACCCUGUUGGAAACCCUCAAGAAGACUGGAAAGAAUGCUUCCUACCUCGGGGAGAAGUCUGCACAGUAGCCUUGCCUGGUGUGAGGAGCUAGGAACUCAGUCAUGACUUCAGCAAAGAGAUGGAUUAACUGUCUGCAUGUCUCCCAGCUUGCUCUGUCACUCGACCUUUGCCAGGUGUCGGAAAGCAGAGGGCUGGAGGGAGACAGCUGGGCCUUGGGCUGCAGGAGUGGAGAGGGCUGGAGGAGGAGGUUGUGUGGUGUUUCUAGUCCCACAGUAAAUCAAGGCACUGCUUUUAACUUUCA